AUGAACGAGUUGAAAACCAUCAAUUUUACUGUUGUGUUUGAUGAUGGCAUGUCUAUCGAAAAACAAGAAAAUGUGACGCAACUCCAUUGGAAAGAUUAUAAGAACAUCGUUGAAAGAAAAUAUGAAGAAAAAUGUCUCGGAAGUGAAAACUCGAUAAUAAAAACGUUGAGCCAACCACUCGUAUUUCAAAAAUCUUCAGAACAGUACUCAAUUGCUAAAUUUGUGAUAAAAAGUGGCGGCUUGUUUGACUUUACCAAUUUAAAGAUAUCGUCUUUGAAGGUUACAAUUCAAGCAAAUAAAGUGAUUUUGAAAUUACCGAAAGUCCAGCAAUUGAAAAUUGUUAGUCCUGAGAAUAAAGAGUGUAAAAUUAAUAAAGAAGAUGUGUUACAGUGCUCUUCUCUAUAUUUGAAGGGCAAUUUUAUGGAUUUACUUCAUUUUAAAUUCAACGAAAAAAUCACAUCAUUUCAAAUGAAGUCGAGUAUGAUGUGUACUUAUGACUUUUCGUAUGCUAAAAAUUUACAAUAUGUAAACAUUGAAAGUGACUUUGAAGCGAUUGACCUGACGUUCUGUGUGUAUCUCAAAGAUGUUACAGUAACCAAUUUGAAAAGGAAAGGAACUAUAAAUCUUCCAUAUGUCUAUGGGCGUGUUACAAUUCAUGGGAAUGGAGAUGGAUUAUCAGUGAAUGGUUCUGGAUAUAAUGUGAAACUCUCUGGUGUUAUUCAAUCGUUUAAACCAAUGAAACGCCAAAUGAAUGUUCUCGUCAUCAAAUGUACAAAUAAAAUUGAUGUUACACCAGAUGAUACUUUUCGUGAUGAGAAAAGAAACCGCAAUGUUGUUGUCUUAAAUACAAAAGAUUUGGUUCUGAACGCACAAACUAAUUUGGAGUAUGUUGGAAUUCCAUAUGAUUGUAAUGCAGUCAAUAUCACCGGAUGUAACAUCAAAGCAAUUUACACAAUAAACAUGGAAGGCGUUUUCUUCUUAAAAUUAGAACAAGACAAAAUGGUGUUUGCGAAUGAAUAUUUAAGAUCGAAAAGAAGGAGAUAUCCACAAUAUUAUCAAACAGAUGCUGAAGCCAGAGUACAUCUAACAAAGGAAAUAUUGAAUUAUUAUUUUAAUUGGAGAAAAGAUAUGAAACUGACUGUAGAAGUACAUUGGUAUUGCGUCUCCCUUCGACAGACAGAUAUACUAACAGAAGAGCAUUGGUCAAAAACAGAUAAGACUUGGGAACUCAUUCAAGAGAAAGGUUGUAUUGAAAAGGAGUACAAGAAACCUCAUAUGAAGAAAGUAAUGAACAAAAUUGAUACAAGCGAUAUAGUAACCAAAAUAGAACAAAUGAUUGAUGAAGACGUUGAUCAAUGUGGUGUUGAAUAUUCAAAUGAUGAAAAAGAUGAAGAUGGUGAUAUCCAAGCCUAUAUGUAUAAAGAAGAAGACUAA
Molecule: messenger RNA, 1434 nt
Organism: Entamoeba invadens IP1
Lineage: Eukaryota; Evosea; Mastigamoebida; Endamoebidae
Exons: 1
Coding region: 1-1434 (477 amino acids)
Source: RefSeq, a predicted model, not a curated record